AUGGUCAAAGACUCAUCGUUGCCAUCGAACGUUCGUACGUUGUGCAAACAUUACAAAGAUACCAAAAAUUCGUUAAAACAUGUUGAUACAUUGUAUAAACGUUUCAAGAGAGUUUUGGCUCCUAAUCUCCACGAUCUGGCUAAUUGUGAUAUGAAAACCAAAGUUCGAUUGUUUUUUAUGACAAACACUCCAGUCGACGAAAGUUUUUUGAAGAGAAUAAUAAUGACUGAUACGCAUGCUGAUGUUACUCGAGAAGAUGGAGCUUUGAUGAAAUUUCUAAUAAAGCGAGCGUUACAAGCCAGCUCACCGUUGUGUAAAGGCCAAAUGUGCGAAGAAUACAAAGAAGCCACCGGAUCGAAGGUGCCAGAAAGAGAUUUGCGAAAACGCUUUGUGACAAUUCUUGCACCAAAAAUCGGAAAUAUCAACAAUUAUGACGCUGCAGUACUAGCCAAGUUAUACUUCGUAACAAGCACGCCGGUCAAUGAAAAGUUUUUGAAAAGACUGCAGGAACACAACAUUGUUGAAUUGGAUAAUGAAAAACGAAUCAUAAAACUAGUGGGAAAGAAAAUGAAGUUCGAAGGCGUUCAUUGUUUUGGUGAUAAGGUUGAUAGAUACAACGAAUAUAAAGCUAAAACUGGCAAUUUUAGUGAAUAUUGUAAACCGACAGAAGGAGGCUCUCUGGAAGCUAUGAAUUCAGCUCCAUCCACGUCUUCAAGAAAUAUCGGAAGUAAAUCCGUUGCUACGAAGCAUAUAGACACUAAUACGAAAACAAAAGCUCUAUCCGCUCCCACGAACUCACGAAGUGGAAAAGACCGCUCUUUGAAAAAAGAAAAACGUCGUAAAAGACAAAAGAAGUCUUGUUCAGAUCAAUUCACUGAUUCUCCAUCUAUUGAAUGCUUGUCAGCAAUUGUAACAAUCAAGUCUGAAAAUAGUGAAGACUCGGCUCUGUCCGAGUAUAAAAUGUCAUCGGAUAGCAAUCAUGAAGAGGACUCAAUUGACUCGCAUAAUUCGAUGAAUUUUGAGAUUUUUCGAUAUUUAGCAAUAAAGGCGAACAAUGUACAACAACCGUUAGAAUUGUCUACUCUUUGGAGAGACUUCGUAGUGGAGACGAAGACGAACAGUAGUCCUUCGGAUGUUGAAUCAAGAUUUCAACAAAGUUUGGCUCCGAAAAUCCACACUUUGAGAGAGUUUGAUUUGGAAACUCGAGUUAGAAUGCUGUUCGCUUCAAGUACACCAGUCGAAAGAAAGUUUUUGAAAGAACUUAAAAAAGAUGCAGUUGUGGAGCUUGACAAUAAUGAUCGUAUAAUCAAGUACAAGUCUAAUAAAACCGGUGGCUUGAAACUCGGGGGUGGCGAAAUCAUUGGAUCCAAAACGAAGAAGAGAAGAAGACGAGUUUUCGAAGAAUCAGAGGAUUCAGAUGAUGAUUUGUUCCCCUGUGGUAUUACUAAUGAGAAGAAGAGUGAAGGAGGAAAAAAGAAACGAAAAGUGGUUGUCUAUUUAUCAAGUGACGAAGACACGGGUUUAGACGAAAUAGAAGAAAAAUCGAAAAUUUCAUCUCAAACCCAAAAUCUCACUCCUUCAAUACAUGAUGUGAAGUCUGAAGUUGAAACUAAUAUUGCUCCUGACGCUUCGGAAAUUCCUUCAGAAACGAGAUUCGACCAGGAACUUUACAUUACAGAUAACAAAGCUACUCUGGAAACUCAAGUUUCCCUGGGAACCACGAUGGCCACAGACCUUUAUACGAUUGAAGAAACACCAAUCAAUGAACAACCGAAGGAUGUUUCUACGGAAAAAAACAUGCCACUACAAAUUGUUCCAGUGACUGAGCAACAAAUUUUUCCGAUGUCCAAUAAUGAAAUUGAGCUUUCCAAUAUCUUCUUAGGAUCUUCAGCCUUUUCACACUAUCAUCAAGGCGGAAUACCAUCAAGACCUCCUUCUCAGAACACCUAUUUUGGUUCUGAAAUGUUUUCUAUGCAGAGCAUUUCUUCACUUCCCCAGUUCGAUCUCACUCCAUCCCCAAUGAAUCAGCUGUCACUAUACUCACCACCGUUUUUCGAGUCCAACUCACUACCAAUGUUUUCUAAUCCUGGUCCUGAUUCGAUAACCCUAAAAGAUUGCUUGAAAUUACUAAAAAUUCUUGUGAUUUCACUGGAAACUCCACUUCUUCAUGGUCUCAGUGAACAAAUCAAGCAAACUAUCGAGAAGAUCGGAGACGACGACGAGAAACUUCUGAUGAGUGACGUGCUUCCAGUAGCAAAGGCCGCUUUCUUCGGUUUGAGUCGAAAGUUUCGAGCACAAACUUCAGAGGAUCAUCCGAAUAUGACCAAGAAUGUUAAAGAAUUUUCAAAAAUAUUUAAAUGCUUUCUACUAGGAUUGGAGUCACCAUCUCUAGACGAACUUUUGAAUGACGUUAAAACGAUUUCGGAUAAUACGGAAUCUUGCGAUCAAAUAGUAAUGAUCAGUGACAUUCAACAAGCGAUUCAGAGUAUACUCUCUACUUUUUCUCGUUAA
Messenger RNA from Caenorhabditis remanei, 2511 nucleotides. RefSeq lists its product as uncharacterized. Lineage: Eukaryota; Metazoa; Nematoda; Chromadorea; Rhabditida; Rhabditidae. The transcript is spliced from 9 exons. The record is from RefSeq and is a predicted model, not a curated record. The coding region runs from base 1 to 2511 and encodes 836 amino acids.